GCAGCGCGGGGCGGGCGGAAGGCCGGAAGUUCGCCCAUGGCUGUGGGUCCCGGCUGGCUUGCAGCCCAGGCCUGCCGGCGAGGUAAGAUCGAUACGGUCCUUCGUAGGCAUGGCCUCGCCGGCGGGGGUCGGGGCUGCGGUCGCCGGCGCAGCCGUUGUCACGCUGCUCUCGGCUGUGCUCGCGUUCUACGGGCCGCCGCUGGACGCAGUUUUAAAAAGAGCAUUCUUGCUGCAUAAAGCACAUUCAAUAAAGGAUAUGGAAAAUACUUUUCAAUUGGUGAAAAAUAUUAUACCUCCUCUAACUACCAAGAAGCACAAAGGGCAAGAUGGAAGAAUAGGCAUAGUUGGAGGCUCUCAAGAGUACACCGGAGCCCCUUACUUUGCAGCAAUCUCAGCUCUCAAAGUGGGUGCAGAUUUAUCCCACGUGUUCUGUACCCGGGAGGCUGCACCUGUGAUCAAGUCGUACAGCCCGGAGCUGAUUGUUCACCCGGUUCUUGACAGUCCCGAUGCCGUUCAUGAAGUGGAAAAGUGGUUGCCCCGACUGCAUGCCUUGGUUGUAGGACCUGGCUUAGGCAGAGAAGAUGCUCUUCUCGAAAAUGUCAAGGGCAUUUUAGAAGCAUCAAAGGCCAGAGCCAUCCCUGUCGUCAUUGAUGCAGACGGGCUGUGGCUGAUAGCUCAGCAGCCGACCCUCAUCCAAGGCUACCAGAAGGCCGUUCUCACUCCCAACCACGUGGAGUUCAUCAGGCUGUCUGAAGCUGUGCUGAGAGACCCCGGGGAUAGCAGUGAUCGCCGUGGAGCUGUGCUGAGACUCAGCCAGGCCCUGGGGAAUGUGACUGUGGUCCAGAAAGGGGAGCAGGACGUGAUCUCCGAUGGCAAACAGGUUCUCGAGUGCAACCUACAGGGCAGUAACCGCAGAUGUGGUGGGCAAGGUGACCUCCUGUCGGGAUUCCUGGGUGUUCUAGUGCAGUGGGCACUCCACGCCGGACCUGAGAAAACAAAUGGUUUCAGCCCUCUCCUCGUGGCUGCCUUUGGUGCGUGCUCCCUCACAAGGCAGUGCAACCACCAAGCCUUCCAGAAGUAUGGCCGCUCCACCACUACCUCGGACAUGAUCGCAGAAAUCAGACCUGCAUUCAGCAGACUCUUUGAAACCUGAGCCGAUGCAAACGAGAAGAAAGUGAGCACCAUGGUGGGAGAAAUAGCAUUUGCAAUGGGAAAGGCCACGUCCAGUGUGUCUGAAUCUUCUGGGUACCAGAGCAGCACAGGCUGCUUAGGAGGCUUGGAGUCUAGGCUACAUGGGUGGAUGUAAACAAUGUAAGAAUUGGGAACGAGUAAUUUUUGGCUAAAUUAAUAUGCAAUUUGAGACAUGACACUAAACAAAGUACUCUCAGCAAUAACAAAAACAUGGAGAAUCAUUUGAAAAUGAGAAAGUCUUUAACCAAUUCAACUGAAUUUGUAGGCAUUUGUGCAAGAAGUUCCCCUUAUUAGAUAGUUCUCUCAAAGGGAUCCAGCCAUUCAUUUCCAAAUAGCUUUGAGAAUAAUGAGGUUUGUUUUUUUUAAAUUAAGAUCCACCAAAGGAUGUGGCAUUUACUUUAGCUAAUUUUUAUUUUUCAAACUGUGAUUAUGUUGAAAAGGUCUGGGCAGAAAUACUAAGUACUGGCUGUUUGGGUUAAUUGGUUAAAGUAUUCAGAAUAAUCAGUAAUCAGUUUGACCUUGGAAAUUUUUUUGGAGGCACCAUGGGAAUAUCCAGGAAGGAAAGUUAAUGGGAUACUGAUACUUGAAUGCCCUGGUGGGAGCUCUGGAAUACCUUGUAUCUUACACUUGCAGUUUUUCAUGCCUGUGCAUACAAGUAUGUGUGGUGUCUGGCGGGGCCCAGCAGAGUGUGCAUGAGUGGGUGGGGUGCCAUGUUCCUGACGUGGCCACUGGUGUGUUCUCUUGGGAGGACGGCUUCAGGAUGAUGGGGCUCUGGGGGGGCUGAACAGAGCAUAACAGUAGGCUUUCUGGGUUGAAAAUGGGGGAAAGGGGUGGGUAUGUCCUCAGGAAGAUUUAGAUUCCAUUAAAGAAGUUGAUAUAUCUGAAAUCGUUGUAAAUGAGAUGUUUUGUUGUCUUGUUAGCCUCUGGUUCACUUUUGUUUGGUUGUGCGGGUUGUUUUCUUAGUGGCCUGAGAGACUUGUUUCUGUCGCCAUUUCUCCGUGGGGGUUUUGGUUCCUAACACAUGCAUUUGAGUGUUCUCUUACUGUUUACUGAUGCUGGUUCCUUUAAAAGUCUGUCUGCCCUGAUGAUUACACGUGGGUGAAGCUCUGUGGUUCAGAUAUGUCACCCCAAACAGAUCUUACUUUCUUUAAACCAGCCAUGAACUUUUAAUUAUUAAAAGGGAGACCUGGUUUAUUUCAAUGUAGAGUUUUACUUAUUUUUUUCUUAAGUAGCCAAAACCCAUCUUUCAGCUUCCUAAGUUGAGGACAUUGUUAGGUAUUAGGGACAUAAACAUAUAUAAGCUUAUCUAUCUAAUGUGUUUUUCACCAGUGCUUUACCAAUAUUACUAAAGUAAAUAAUUUGAAGCAUAAGCCUGAAAUGUCACCAUUUCUUUACAUAUAAAUGAAAUUUAGCAGUCAUAGGAACUAUUCCUGUGUAUUUGUUACUUAAGUUUUUCUCUAAGUACAAAAUAUCUGCUUAAAAGGGAGAUAGGAUGUACCCAAGUAGCCAGGGACUGAUACUUUUAAAUGAAGUUAGUAAUUGCUUCCUUGUUCUUCCGUCAACCCGAGCAUCCUCACAAGCCCAGCUAAGGACACUUACCGGCAGCUUCCCUGAGACCAGGAAAGCAGCACCGAACUGCUGGUGGGCAAGUUAGGCAUCCGGCCAACAGGGGACAGUCUGCUUCCCCAGUACUGAUUGGACCUGUUUGGCUGUCUCUCUGUAAAGGGCCUGCCUGCCACCUGGGUCUGCACUCUGUCUUGCACUAUGCACUACUUGAGUCACUUUUAGCGUGUCAGCUUCCAAACAGGUUUCCUUAUCUAUAGAAGAGAAAUGCCUUUGAGGAUCAUGAAUGUCAGUGACAAAAGUAAAGAUGGCUGCAGAGCCACACCAAGCUAUCCACAGCUCUGCCUAGCGUGUGCUUACCUGCUGCCUGAGGCUGCACCCACCCAGGACCAGAAAGUUGGGGGAAUUGGCAAGAGGAUCACCCUCUUUCCUAUGGUUAACCAAACAGCUAUAGCUCCCCACCUGUGCAGAAAGGUGAGGGGACUGAGAUCAGGCCAGUAAGCUCAGUCCCAGGUAGUCUACCGUGUGCUUGAAUUCUUGGCGUUGGCCUCCUGUCACACCUCUAUGUCCUGCUCGCACCCCUGCUGUCUCACUCCUCCAGGGUGUCCGUCCCCCGGUUCAUCACUGCCCAGCACUUGAGGUACAGGCUGUUUCCUCCUGCUUCGGAGCAGGCAGCAUGGCCAAAUCCCCACAAGAUCCUCUUGAGAUAAGGGCUGUCCUGGAAGCUGUUGCCCCCACUCACAGGUCCCACCUACCUUCCUAUGGCGUCUUCUGGGACCCCCAUUUACGACUUACAUUCCUGGGCUCUGGCUCAGGGACACAGGCUGGUUGGGUUAUAUCACAGAUGAUAAUGUUGGCUGAUUUAACUAAACUGCACUUGAGUCUGUGGCUGUUGGUACUAUAAAGAAAUCCAUUUUUAAACAUAGUUACUAACACACCAAUGGAAUGAUAUCAGUUUGACUUAUUUUAAUGUUGACUAAAUAGUCACAAUGGAAAACUUUAAUGUAAAGCUUCUAUAGGGACUUAAGCAAGCACAGAGCCGCAUUGUGAGCCUGCGGUUCCCGCUUCACGCGUCCUCAGCUCCCAGGUUUGUGGUCUUCUGACCUCUGACCCAGCAGUUCCCAUGUGGAUGUGCUGCUUCUGUCCUGGGGGUGGGGGAGGAAAAAGGUCCCGGGUGCUUGAGUACACAUGUCCCGGGGCCGCAGUCUCCCUCCAGUUUCUGACUCUGACCCUCUCCCAGGUCCCUCCACCUCAGUGUCCUCUUGGCUCUGGCCCCAUCCCCUUCCUUUUCGUCACAGGAUGGGUAUCUGUGCUCACAAGCAGCAUCAGCACAGGGGAUGUCUGAGCUUGGACCCUCCCCCAUGUUUGUGUGAUGCCAGCAUCUCAGGGUGGUCAUCCCCAUUGUCACUGGGCCUCGGUGGCAGUGGCUCACCUUAAUACUGAUGCCGUGGGCGGCAAGGUCCUGGCGUAGGGUGUCACAUGCCUCCAGCAGGGGCUGCCUCUCUAGGAGCUGCUGCCGCCGGGCUUCCUUGGUAGCCUCUCCCGUAGCCAGGGCGAACUGCCGGACCUUGAGCCGGAAUCGGACCAACUCCUCCACCACGCUGUGCAGCGUGGCUGAGCCGCUGUCCCCUGAAACAAACUGCACCAGGCAGAGUAGUAUAACCAGUGAGAUUCUGCUAGCAGUGAGCAGCUGUCCCAUGCCCCCGCCCAACGGCAGCAGCAGAACCUGGCGGAGCUGUAAAGGAACCUGGGAGGAGGGGUGAUUCCAGUGCCGGUGAUGGUCACUCCCACCUGCAGUCCGACCAUUCCCCGUUAACCACCUGUUCACAUGCAGUGUUGUCUAAAAUGGCUCUUUCAGCCUUUAACUUUCUCCAUCCUCAACAGUCCUAAAGCCAUGAUGUGAAGCAGAGCAUGAUAGGCUCUGUGGAGAGGUGGAGGGCCGCAGAGCCCUGUGGAGUGUCCAUGCAGAGGGCAGCCUUCUGAGGGGACAGCCUCGGGUGCAAAGGGUGUCCAGGCAGGGAUGGAGUCAGCUCCAGUGAGUGAGGGGGGCGUCCCACAGUGGGAGGCUGACUCUGUACUGGGAGAAUACCUAAGGAAAUACGUUUAGGGUACUGGAAAGCAGGCUUCUCACUGUCACUUUUGUAUGGAAAGUGAGGAAAGCAGAAUGAACCCUUUGCUGGGAACCAGAAUUGAAGUGUUGGUGGUAACCCCUGGGUUUUAGUCAAGCUAGAGCGAUACAGAAAUGAACUUGGAUAUCGUGCGCACAGUAUGCCCACACUCAUCUCCCUCUCAGCCCAAGGGCCCGGAGCAGCUGAGGCCCAAGCACGAUGAGCACGCCUGGCACGUAGGCCCUGCCUGCUGACCACCUUUCCCUAAGAGCAGCCAGGCCCCUCGGAGACAUGGCCGAUGCCUGGCUUGGUGCAGAGAAAGUACCAGACAAGACCAACAGCUGAAAGCACCCCAAGUCCUGAAUAGACUCUGCCCCCAAAGGGCGAAUGGGGAGAAUGGGGAGCCCAAGGGGCUGGGGCUGGACAGCUCCUGUUUGUAGGAGACACACUGAGGGCAGCUUGGCUGGCAGCUUACUCUCAGGUGGCUCAGGAAAAAUGUUCUUACGGUACAGCUGUCUGUACAUUUUGCGAUUCUUUCUAAACAAAAAACAUAAUAAAAAUAAAUUAAUAAAUACGAGUGUGUACAGAACUGAUGACACACCACUCUACCUAAAAUGAGCUGUUGCUUCUCAGAAUUGUUGCAGUUUCAGUUAAGAUAUCAGCUCUGAGCGUUGACUUUUUAAGGAAUGUAAUGUGCUUUUGAGCACAUAAAUUGGCAUUUACACGUGUCCAUUAAAGGGGAAAAGUGGUUCUUAUUGGAUUGGCUUGUAAAUAUCCCACCACUGAGGACUGAAAAGAGAAGGGUGUACCUGUCGUUCUGCCAGAGAAAUUCCAACCGUCUCAAAAAAUUGCUCAACGUAGGAGAUGAUGGAGCCGAACACAGCAGGGCUCCUGGGACCGCCAGGCUCCUGUGACAGAUGAACCAGAGAAGGCUCUUAAAAGGCAACGGUGUAACAGGUCACUUCUGCCUGCUGUGCCUCCAUGCGGACAAGCUGGCAGGGGGCCCUGGACUAACUGCUGGAGCUGCCACUCCGCAAGCCAGACGACCCGGGUCAGUAACUUAAUUCUGCACCUGAGCCCGCCCACCUAGAAUAUGGGGAUGUUGUGGUCUGAACGCUUGCGUUCCCCCCAAAUGCAUACAUGGAAACCUAGCCCCCAGCAUGAUGGUGGUCUCAGGAGAUGGGGUCUUCGGGAGGUCACUGGGUCAUGAGGGUAGAGCCUCUGGAGUGACACCAAGGCCCAAAAAAGGGACAGGUUGGGUGGGCACAGAGUGAGUCAAGGUCCCAACAUAGGGCUUCCUCCCUCAUUUCACGUUUUAGCAGUGAACUCAGCUUCUCCGAGCAAACAGGAGGGCUGUGUGCUCCUGCAUUAGCCAGCAUGCAAUGCCGGCUCUCAGUGUGCUGGGACCUCUGUGCCCACAUAAGCCGCACCUACUGCCUGGGGCUCUGGGAGGCGGUGCCUCCUGCAGGGCAGGCCCCAUUCGGCUGAAGCAGCUUCAGGAACUUAGGGAAGGUCAGGAGAGGCCUGGAAGCCACCGGCUGUAGGAGAUGGUUACCUGAGAGAGUUGGGAAGUGGCAUCUGUUCUUUAUGAGGGAAAACCAACCGAACAGAAACCCUACUUUGUGGCCACUGGAGUUACCUUAGUGACCACCUUCAGCUGUCUGUUCGCCUGGUGAAUGAGAUCCAAGACGGCAUCCACCGCCCCAGGCGUGUCAAAGUCGUCUGCCAAGGCGGCCUUCACAGCAGCCUGUGUGUGGUUGAGCCUUAGAUGAGAAACACGUGUCACUCACGGCCGACAGCAGGUGGCCUCCCUCAGGCGGAGCAGGCUUGUGUCCCACUCCCACCCAGCAGCCCUCUCUUCUUUCCUCCCGUCAGCCCCUCCAGCACAGUCUCCAUGGUGGUCAUCCUCCCCCUUCCCUCCCCAGCCCACAAGGACACUCAGGCCCCCGGGCCUUCCUCUCUCAUCUGUGCGGUCUCACCUACACACCCACUACCUGUCACAAGGCUUUACCUCGUCUAACUCGCUGCUGCCCCUCUUUACUGGAGGUAAAGGCCCCACUUGCUCUGGAUCCCCCCCAUCUCCAGGCCUGGGGCAGGACUGGGUCUGGGCCACCCUGCAGCUGGGCAGGCCCUGGGACCAGUUCUGGCCAUUGUGAGAAGCAGCGUCCACAUCUGGGCCGGAGCGUUGAAUUGUGGAGGCAAAGCCCUGGAGCCCCCUCUUCCCUCCUGCCUGGCACCUGCCCUCACCCUCGUAGUGACAGGGCCUCUGUUCAGUUCACACUAAUAAACACCAGUGGGAAAACCCAUCCUGGCGCGUUAUUUACAACCUUCCGAGCCACCCACAGGCGGACCACAGACCUGCUCGAGGCCACAGAGCCUGAGGGACCUUCCCACCAGCACUCAAGUAGCCUUAGUCUCCAAAAGCCUCACUUCCCUCCAGGCAGCCCCGCGCUGGCGCCCAGGGCCCUCUGGGCAGAUCUGGGAGAGCACCCACCUCUCCCACAGCACGUCUUCCCUGAUGGGGCCGCACGCCAGCUGCCCCUUCAUGUAGGCCCGAGCAUCCUGGGCGAACGCGGCCACGGCCCGGAGGAGGUGCUGAGCUUCCUGCAUGGUGCUGUCGCUGUAGUCCACGGCUGAGGAAAGGGGAAGGAUUAGCUGGGGGUGCCCGUCGAGCGUGCCCACACCUGCAGAUUCAGUUUCUUAGCCAGGCCAUCCUCACGCUACUCCAGAAACCCAGCAGUGGAGCAGGGACAGCUGCCCCCUAUCCUGCACCUCCCUGAGGCCUGAACCACGCAGACCAGUCUGUCCUCACUUGGGUAUCUCAUCACCUCAGAAGAAACAUGAAAAACCUCUCCCUCUACAUUUUGGCUGAGGGGGCCCAUUCUCGCUGACAGAUGGACAGACAGCUGACUCUGGAAACUGAGAGACAUCCACUUGGGUACCUGACGCAGAUCAAAGACCACCUGGUGCCAUGAGGACUUUGGGCUCAGUAUUUCAGGAGAGGGAGAGGAUUAGACCUCGAACUCAGCGUGGUAGAGUAUGUGAAGACAGAUUUAAGAACUCCCACCUGGGCCAGCCCACCUGAGCCACUGGACACCACGUCCAGGCCCCCACAAAUGGCACAGCCAGAGGGACAGACGUGUCAGCUGCUCCCCAAGUGGUGGGGGCCAGUGUCCUGGGUAUCGUGCCUCAGUACCACAGAUCUGGGGGCAAAAACAGCAAUUUCUUCUCUUGCAGCUCUGGGGGUAAAAACAACUGAAGUCAAGGGGUCAGCCGGGCUACCCUUUCCAAAGGUCCUAGGGGAGGGUCCUGUCUUGUCUCUUGCAGCUUCUGGUGGCCCAGACGUUCUUGGAUUGUGGCUGCAUCACCCCAAUCUCUGCUUCCCUGGUCACAUGGUUGUGCCCAGUGCACAGGCUGAGGAGCCCACCUACCCGCAAAGGGCACCUGCUCCUGCAGGGCCAUAGACACCGGCAGCAUCUUACUGUCACAGUGGUCAAGUCAGGCAGGGCAGUGCCGGGUGUCCCCAGACCUGGCCUUCCAGGGAGAAGAGACCUCUGGCCCUAGGGACAUAGUGCUAGACAUCCCCAUCCCCCUCACCCCACCCCCACCCCCGAGCAGCACACAGCGCAGCACAGCAGGGCCUGCCUGUCCUGAGUGGGAUGCAUUUGAGGGCUCCUGGUUCCGUCCCUGUGUGAGCACGGCCAGUCCAAUUGUUGUGUUCAUGGAGCAGGAAGUGGAGGGCACUCCGGGGCCCAGACCCCACAGAGGGGGGGAGGAAGGGAGUGGAUGGGGAGGGCUGACUGGAAACCCAUGGCCUCCAUAAGCUUCUGGAACCUUCUGGCUGAAUGCUGGUAUUAUGCCAUAGUGCAUCCUCGGGCUUAUUUUCUGAGCCCAAGCCUUAGGGGAUGAACAACCACACUAACAAGACGGUGCUUAUUACUCAGCCAGUACUUCGGUAUUCCCCACACUGUCAGAGUAGUCUCUCCCCAGCUGCACACAGCAGUCGCUGUGACCAUCCCCCAAAGGCCCUGUCGGCUCACCUGACCGGUACCUGCUCCGCAGGCAGAAGAGCCGGAAGACGUCGGGGGAAAAUGUCUUCAGAAAGUCCUGAGAGAGAGAGAUGCGGGAGAGAUGUACAGUGCUUGUCUUUCCCAUUUGCAUCACUCGGAGGUGAGCUCUCACAUGUCAAACCAUCAGGAAUGUUUAUGAAAAGCUUUGUUUUGCCUUCAAACUCUUAGCACUUUCCCUGCAAUUUCCCUGCUGACUGUCGACAUUCAGUCCCAGCGUCUGUGGGAAAGGCCGAGGAGAGGCCUGUCUGCCUGGAGUCCUGCUCCACCAGGCGCAUCGGGAGUCUGCUCUGCUGAUGGCCUGGGAGCCUUCACCAUGGCAUGAGAGGACGGCCACCACCAGAGGCCACCCAGCAGCCUGGGAACCACAGAGAGACUGUGCUCAGGAAGGGACACAGGGAGGAGGAGGCACGCACCGCUCCUGGCUGAGUGAGAGGGACAGGCUCCCAGGAGCAGGAAGGAGACAGCCCAGAAAGCUUGGCUGUGGUAACGUCAGAACAAGCAACACCCAUGCCCAGGCUGGACUGAGGGGGGAGGGCCCAGGUCAUUCUCUCCGGUGACACUGAACUUGAAGCAGGUAUGUUUCUCAAAGAAUAAACCAUCCUGCCUCGAUAAAAGUGAACGUAAAAUAGCUCUAGCCGGUUUGGCUCAAUGGCUAGAGCAUCAGCCUGCGGACCAAAGGGCCCGGGUUUCGAUUCUGGUCAAGGGCACAUACCUCGGUUGCAGGCUCCUCCCCGGCCCAGGGCCUGGCCAGGGUGCAUGCAGGAGGCAACCAAUCAAUGUUUCUUUCACAUUGAUGUUUUUCUUUCUCUCUGUCUUUCCCUCUCUCUUCCACUCUCUCUAAAAAUCAAUGGAAAAAUACCGUUCGGUGAGGGUUAAAAGAAAAAAAGUAAACAUAAAAUAAAAGUCCAAUUGGUAUCAUCCUCUCGGUUAUUUCCACAAUGUCUGCAUAAAGAAGUGAAAAUUUCCAUAUCAGGAAGGAUAACAUGGGGAAAUGUAUCAGAAAUCAUUAAGACAGCACCAUGUUCAACAAAACCUCUCUGGUGGUCAGUGGAAAGUCCUGCAUGAUUUUAAAGGGAUAAGACAGGGUGAGGGAGGAAGCGGGGAAAGGGCCCAACCUCACGACGGGUUCCCGUGUGGCCCCAGGAAAGACACUAGGGCUCUGCUUGCCCAGCUAGGCCACCCACAGUGACCGUGCCACCGACUGACCAAUGCUGGGCACCGAGGGAAACGGGCUCCGAGAGGAGUGUUGGAAUCCUCAGAGAGUUAAAGGAGACGUUCUCAGCCCUUCUGUACACCUGUCCACCCCUUUCUGUCCAAUGGUAUCUCUGGCCUCCCCUCGGCAACAGCAACCAGCAUGCAACAGCUGGGAGGAAACACCUGGCCUGGACCCCGUGCCAGGCUUGUGGGGGUGGGGGGCUCUUGGGGGUUUAAGGACGCUGUUUAGAAAGCCCAGGCUGGAGCAUCUGCUCUGGCUACGUGCUGGCUUUGGUGCAGGGACUUACACUAAGGGGCCACCUGGGCACACGAGUAGGUUAGACAAGGUCUCACCUGCUAGAGACACUGUCAAGAAUAAAAAAAUAAA
Molecule: messenger RNA, 10514 nt
Organism: Myotis daubentonii (Daubenton's bat)
Lineage: Eukaryota; Metazoa; Chordata; Mammalia; Chiroptera; Vespertilionidae
Gene: NAXD
Product: NAD(P)HX dehydratase
Biological process (GO): metabolite repair
Molecular function (GO): ATP-dependent NAD(P)H-hydrate dehydratase activity
Source: RefSeq, a predicted model, not a curated record